UCUCAGCCGAAAAUUACACUUCGAGCUUUGACGAGAGAACGAGCAAAUUUCGUCCUUGAGGGAGUAGAUCUGAGCUUUGCGAACUCGUUGAGAAGAGCCAUGAUCGCCGAUAUACCAACGUGCGCAAUCGAUAUGGUUGAGAUCCAGUCCAACACGACGCCGUUGCCGGAUGAAAUGCUGGCACAUCGGUUAGGCAUGGUGCCGUUGAUCAGCGCCGACACAAGUCGAGUCUUGGUGGAUCAUCGGGAGUGCUCGUGCGAAGAGGGUUGCGAUCGCUGCAGUGUCGAAUUGACCUUGCACGCCAAAUGCGAGGAGCGAGGCAUCAUGCAGGUCACAUCAAAGCAUCUCAUCCGCUCAAAUAGCCUGGGCAGCCCUUACGGCGAUGACGAAGCGAUGAAUGCGAUGGGACCUAUGCCAAGCGCGCAAAAGUCGCUCGACUUUGGCAAACCAAUCGGAUUCGAUGAUCCGUCCGUGGAUGGCGUCAUGCUGGUCAAGAUGAGAAAGGGCCAGGAGCUCAAGAUCCGGUGUAUUGCGCGCAAGGGGUUCGCGAAGGAGCAUGCAAAAUGGUCGCCCGUUUCUGCUAUUGGCUUCGAGUACGAUCCGUACAAUGCCCUCCGACACACGGCGUACUGGUAUGAGCUCGACGCCAAGGCUGAAUGGCCGCUCUCUGACAACGCUAGAGAGGAGGAAGCACCACCAGAAGGCGCGCCGUUCGACUACAACCGGAAGGCGGAUCGGUUCUACUUUGACGUGGAGACUGUCGGUAGCAUGUCGCCCGUGGAAGUCGUUGAGACGGGCCUUCAUAUUCUCGAACUGAGAACCGCGCAGGUGGUGCAGGAACUCGGUGUGCUCCUGGAAGGGCCUGUCGAUGGGGACGCAGGCGGAGCAAUGCCGAACGGCAACGGCCUGGACUAUGGUGGC
This is a messenger RNA of Acaromyces ingoldii, 921 nucleotides long. RefSeq names its product insert subdomain of RNA polymerase alpha subunit. The transcript has 5 exons. Gene Ontology annotation, cellular component: RNA polymerase II, core complex. The annotation marks the transcript as partial. Gene Ontology annotation, biological process: DNA-templated transcription. Lineage: Eukaryota; Fungi; Basidiomycota; Exobasidiomycetes; Exobasidiales; Cryptobasidiaceae. The record is from RefSeq and is a predicted model, not a curated record. Gene Ontology annotation, molecular function: DNA binding; protein dimerization activity; DNA-directed RNA polymerase activity.